CAAUGUGGGCUGAUAGAAGUGCAAGAAAAAUGUCCAGUGAUACAUGCACUGUAGAAUGAAGAUUUCAAAGAACAACCCAAAGUACCACAAUAUGUCUUACCGGCUAUCUAAUGGAUAUGUCAGUCUGCCCUCCCGGUAUGGCCUUGGUGACAGCUAUCAACCCCAUGUGGAUGGAGGCAGGAGGUCUCCACGCUGGAACUCCAAAGACUUUGGCAGUAAUAGACAUGGAUUGGAAUCACCAAGGCUGUAUGCUCUCUCUGAGCUGGAGAAAAAUAUUGAGGCUACUGGACACUUUGAAUCAGAUAUCUGGAUGGGGAACAGCAGAGAUUACACCCGCCGCCCUCCCAGUCCACGGCAAACAGACAGAGCUAGAUCUGUGAGUCCUCUCCGAGGGAUCCAUACUCUAGAGUGCUAUAGUAAACCUCCAGUUAGUUCAGAGUAUACCAGGAAUAUAUCCAGCCCAUCACUGUCAAGGAGAAGUUCUCUUUCUCGUCUCUCCUCCUGGUCCCCUGAGGAGGCUGGCAUGGAGCCACCAUUGAGCCGCAAGGGCUGGAGUGGAUCAGAAAUUGACCUCAGAGCAUCUCUGUCAGAAAGUGCCCAGAAGCGUUCAGAUCUUGUUCAACAUCUAAGAGAGGCUCAAUCAAAACUGGAGGAGCAAUCAGAAGAGCUCAAAAAACGCGACAAGGAGUUAGAAAUGAGCAGAGCCAAAACCGAUCUGCUGGCUGUAAAGCAAAAACAAUUAGAGUCCUCAUUAUCCCAGUUAGAGAAGGAGAAAGGCUGGCUGGAAGUGUCCCGUUUUGAGGACAAGAAACAACGAGGAGAACUACAAGACAGGAUUAUAAAUCUGGAGAUGGAAGUGAUGUUGGCCAAAUCUAGUUUGGAGAAUUUUAACUACACAAAUGAAUUCAUGAACCAGAAAAUAUCUAUGAGUAAUGAUGAAAUGAAUCGGGAACUGAAGACAGCCAGAGAAAAUCUUGUAUAUUUUCGAAAUCGCGUGAAAAUUCUUGAGGCAGAAAGGAACCAUGCUGUGGAGGAGCUCAGGAAAUUACGAGAGGGUAGUCAGCUGGCUCUUAGUCAAACAAAUGAAGCAAACCAGAGAACAACGGAUACACUCCGAACUCAUCAAAACCUUCAGGACGAGCUUGCUAACCUGCAGCUAAACUUUAACAACAUUAAUCUGGAGAAAGAACUUCUGUCCUCCAAAGUCUUACGAGUGGACGAGAAAGUUUUAGAUCUUACUUUAAGACUGAAAGUUGCUCAAACCGACAGAGAUCGAUUUUUGAAGGAAAAGCUUGAGCUGAAUCGACGCACACAGGAACUAUCUCUUGAACUGGAGAGGGCCCAGAAAGGACGGGAAGGGUUUAAUGACCAGGUCAGUGACCUCCAUAUUGAACUAGUUGGGGCCAAAGCACAAGCAAAUCGACAAGACCAAGAGAAGGUGCAAAUGAAAGAAGAAUUGGUGAUGCUGAAGCAAGUGAAUGAGAAGUUAACAACAGAGUUGGGUCAAAUACAGCAGAGUCUUCAGAAUACAUUAGAAGAGCUUCACCAGACCCAAGCAGAGCAUAAGAUCUCCAGCAACCUUGCAUCUGCACUUGAGGCUGAACGAAAGCAACUCUUAGAGGAGAAGCAAACAUUGAUGGCUGUCAUGGAGAAUGAUGAGGAUAGCCAGAGCCUCCAGGAACUCAGAGCUUCCCAUAGCCAGCUACAAGAAGAAAGAGACAAGCUACAAGUCCGUUGCCAUGACCUAGAAGUGACUUUAGACCAAGCACAUGAACAAUUGGGUUCCCAAAUCCAGGAGCAGCAGCAAAUUACAUUGUAUUGGAAGGAAAGAUGGCAACAGACAGCUGUCAGCUUGAAGAAUACAGAGGAACUGCUAGAGCAAGAGAGAGCUCAGUGUCAGAAAGCUUCUGAUAAGAACACAGAGUUACUACAGGACUGUGAAAUGCUACAAACAGAAAAUGAGGAGCUCUGCGAACUCAGAUCAACUAUAAGCAGAUUAAAAGAUGAAAAUAACCAGUUAACAAAGAAAGUAAAAGAACUGGAGCAAAGCAAUCACCUAGAACAUCUCCACAGAUCGCUGAAAGAGAGUACAGAAGAAGAGACUGAUCAAAUGAACGAGUUAUACAGAGAGCUACAGAAAUCUCAUGACAAAGUAAAGGAGCUGGAAACUGAGCGAUCAGACCUGGAAUUAGAGAUGAGAAAGCUGAAGACUGAAAAUGGAUCUGUCCUGCGCAUUGAGUUGGAUGCACGCCGACAGCAGCUAGAAUUGGAGAAAAGCCGUCGGGAGAUGCUACAGUGCAGGGUAGGAGAACUGGAAUCUAAACUUGCAGAAGAGAGAAGAAGCCAGGAUUGUCAUGGUGAUGUGGAAGUCCAGAGCUCUGUGAGCCAAUCGCAAAGGUCUGAAAUUUACAGUUUAGAGCAGCAGCUGGAAAAAGAAAAAGAAGCAAAGAAGCAGAAGGAUGAACUUAUAUUUACUUUAAAGGAGGAACUGGAAGAGUUAAAACGUAAGAAAUCUGGAUAUAUAAAGGCCUCCUUGGAGGAAGUGGACUCUGAAUUAAUGCUAGUUCGGGAGGAACUACAAAAGGUCUGGGACAUGUUGAAGACAAAAGACACAGAACUAGAAGAACAAUAUCAUGAACUGGAGUCUGCUCGGGACCAGUACACAGAAUGCAGUACAGAGAAAGUGCGACUGGAGAAACUGGUCAUGUCUCUACAGAAACAGAUGGAAGAGAAGGACCAUGCAAUGAAGUAUCUCCAGCAGAUUAGGGAGAUGGAGAAGACCGAGAUGAACAUUGAAAAGUCCUCCCUGCAGUUGAAGCUCGCAGAAAUGCAAGAGCAAAAUGGAAAAGUCUCUUCAUUUAAUACUGAUAAGGAUUCCCACACUGAACUGAAGAGUUGGAGUCCAGCAGGAUCCCAAAAUGAAGCAAGUACACAUAAUUGUCCUCGCUGUGAAGUCUUCCUGCAGCAACUAGACAAUGCAAUUAAAGGAUGCCAAUCACGUGAUGUGGAAUUACAGGAGCAAAAGAACCAAACUUUGGCUUCUCUUUACCAGCUGAAAGAUAUUCUAAAGAGCCUCUCGAAGCAGACUAAAGUCAAUGAACAGGUGGCACAGGCUCUGCAGACGGACAAUGAGACCCUUAAAAAUCAACACAAACUUGUAACAGAACAGCUCAAGGUUUUGUUUAAAGAAAAACAAAACUUGGCAAAUGCCUACAAGAAAUUUCCCCAGGACGAGAAGCCAGCAGAUGACUGGACAGAGAAAUCCAGAUUAGUUAAGAAUGUGUUGAGAUCCGUCAAAGCCAAGCAGGAGAUAUCAAAUGACAAUGGAGAUCUUCAGGAAGAUCAGCAAGACCCAUCAAGAGAAAUGGUUGAAAAAGACAUCAGCAAACUGCAAAGGCAGCUUGAAGAAAAAACUGAAAAAAUAUCCACAAUGGCUUCAGAAAUCAAAAUGUUGAAAGAAAAAAAUGAAUCUCUAAUGAAAGCUAAGCUACGUUUCCAGCAGCAGGUCCAACAGAUAAGAAGCAUCUCCCAACCUGGUCGUGAUAAAGAACCUGCAGACCCUACCGUGCCCCGUUUAUCUGGAGGCUCCAGAAAUCUUUAUGAAGCUGAGUCAGGCAGCCAUGGAUCAUUAACACCAGUAACUGGAGCUCAAACUCCAGAAGGGUUCUGGACAGACUCUGCUCAAAGCUCCAGAUCUCCAACACCUAUAAAUACCAACGCUACACAUUCUCCUGUGAGGCUUAAUAUUACUGGAGCAAUAAGCAAGAACUGGAGGAGUUACACAGAGGGAUCUCCACUAAGUCCAAGAAGCCAUGGUGAGAUUGAGGGAUCAAGCGAUGGACAGGGAGCCUUCACACCUAGGGCUUCAGCACUUCUUUCCCCUAGACCGUAUCAGCCUCGGAAAACAACGUAAGAAGACACAUUUGGAGGGAGAUGAUGACAUAAUUAGAAUAAGACAUGAAUGAUUUUCUAAUGCAAACAUGUUGACCUACAUAAAUAAUGCAGUUUUAUUUCCUUAAUUAUAAUUAAUUUGUAUGGACUUCCUGAUACUCUCCUGACAGCAGGUAUUAGGGGAAAUAAUGAUUCCGCUUUCCCCAUUUAAAUAAACAUGUAUACCUUGCCUGCAGUAAUUUACCAUCACAAAAAUGGUGUCUUUGCCAUUAAAUAUGUGCUAAAGGGGUUAUCCCAUCAUAAGGGCUUCUUCAUAUAUAUCCGGCAAUAGUGUACUAGUCCAUCCUCCAUACUCUGACAAGAUUGAACAUAAAUUAAUGAAACAGUUUUCUGUAUGAUGCUAUUUUACAUCUGUCCUCAAAACUGAUGCGCCAAAGUGCAUCCAGCUCCAGCAAAAUAAAAAAAAUAAAAA
Messenger RNA from Bufo bufo (common toad), 4363 nucleotides. Its product is annotated as centromere-associated protein E-like. The record is from RefSeq and is a predicted model, not a curated record. The transcript has 31 exons. Lineage: Eukaryota; Metazoa; Chordata; Amphibia; Anura; Bufonidae. The coding region runs from base 44 to 3913 and encodes 1289 amino acids.